UUUCGAUCGCUCUGUCUGAGAAAAACCUUGGACGGAACGGAAACGAGAAAUAGAGUAUCUAACUACUUGCUGCGGCCUGCCUGCUUGCUGUUCUCUUCUCCUCCUUCUCUCCCGUACCUCUCAUCGCCCGCGCGAAAUCCUCACAAACCCCCCUCCCACCACCGCCAGCAAGCCCGCGCAAGCGACACGCACGAAUCGAAACAAGCCUAAACGUAGCUCGCCACCUAGCCUCCACCUCCACCCCUACAUAUGUCCACCGCGCCGUUUGCCUCUCCGUCAUCACCGGCUGCGGCCUUCGCCGGGCAAGCCCGCGGAGCGCGGCCGCGCCGCCCAUCGUUUACAGAGUCGUACAUGAACUCGCGGGCGCCGCUGGGGGCGCUCGCGGCAACGGGCGACGCAAUCGGCAGUGCGCCGUCGCUGGCAGACCUGCGGCGGCACAGUGUUGAGCGUCGGAGGAGCUCGGGCGCCGCGAGGCGCGCAAGCUCCGUUAGUGCCCUUGGGACGUCCGCGAGUCCGCCUAUUGCUGAGAGGAGGAGUGAAGAUACUCGUGGGGUGGGUGGGCUUGUUGUUGUUGCUGCGGUGGAGGGGGGUGGGGUGCAGCUGGGGGAGGGUGUGGAGAAGCGUAAUGGUGUCGGGAAUGGGGAGGUGGAGAGUGGUGAUGAUGACGAUGACGAAAAACCCGGCUGGUGGGCGGUCACAGUCAGCGGCCUCAAGGCGUUCUGGAAGUUUUUCAAAACGUGGACGGGAUUCUUCGUGACGAUUUACAUGCUCAACGUAAUCGCCUGGGGCGGCAUGCUCUUCCUCCUUCUCUGCAACGCCUCACCCGCAAUGUGCCACCCAACCUGCAACGACCUGCAGUCACCACGGCGGAUCUGGAUCGAAAUCACCUCUCAAAUCCUGAACACGCUGUUCUGCCUGACGGGGUUCGGGCUGAUCCCGUGGCGCUUCCGCGACCUGUUCCACCUGCUCAACUGGCGCCUCAAGGGUAACAAGAUGGGCUACAUCAAGCUGCAGGAGAUAAACCAGGACUGGUACCGGCCCAAGGCUUCCACUGCCUCUGCCGCCGCGCAGGACGAGGAGGGGGCCGCGCAGGACGGGGAGGAGGAAGAGGAGGAAACCCUGACCGGCCAACAUGCGCCCCCCACCGGCAGCUGGAAGCUCGACUACGUCAUCUGGCUGUACGUCUGGAAUACGUUCUUCCAGGCGUGUCUGAGCGGGUUCAUGUGGGGGAUGAACCGGUAUGACCGCCCGAGCUGGAGCACGGGGUUGUUUGUCGCGCUGUCGUUUAUUGUGGCCGGGUUGGCGGGCGGACAGGUGUGGUGGGAGACCAGGAAGGUCAAGAAGAUUGAGGGAGACCGGAAGAAGGAGGAGAAGAAGAAGGCGUUGAAGGAGGAGAAGAGGGAGAAGGAGAAGGCGAGGGCUAGGGCUGAGUAGAUGAUUUGAUACCCACCUGGGAAGUACACAUGCGUUUUUGGUGUUUUUGGUUGGCAUGGUGGCAUUGUGGCAUUGUGGCAUGGCAUGGCAUGUGGGAUGCAACAGCGAUGAUACCGAUUGUAAUUCUAGUUUUCCUAUUCUUCUGUGUCUUUUCUAUGUCUUUUUUGUGUCUUUUUUUUGUUCUGCGGGUGUUGGGAUGGUACAUACAUAUGGGGUUCAAGAGAGAUGGGUUUUUGGUCCGGAUACCGAGUUCGUUCUCCGUAUAUCACUCGUGCAUACACGUAAAAUCACGAUACUGCGCGCGUUGGGAGCUCAGGAAACGGGAAUAAAGGAGGAGGGCGCUGAAGUCGGGGAGCCGGGAUCACUCCCGCUGUUCCUCGCCACACUAUGUACGGUAUCUUUCAUGGCAUCUCCUGAUGGAGAGGCAGGAGCGG
Messenger RNA from Tricharina praecox, 1868 nucleotides. RefSeq lists its product as uncharacterized. The record is from RefSeq and is a predicted model, not a curated record. The transcript is spliced from 2 exons. Bases 250 to 1434 code for a protein of 394 amino acids. NCBI's taxonomy places the organism in Eukaryota, Fungi, Ascomycota, Pezizomycetes, Pezizales, Pyronemataceae.